Ascoidea rubescens DSM 1968 is the source of this 1536-nucleotide messenger RNA. RefSeq names its product LIM domain-containing protein. The record is from RefSeq and is a predicted model, not a curated record. Gene Ontology annotation, cellular component: nucleus; Z disc. Bases 1 to 1536 code for a protein of 511 amino acids. The transcript has a single exon. Lineage: Eukaryota; Fungi; Ascomycota; Saccharomycetes; Ascoideales; Ascoideaceae. Gene Ontology annotation, molecular function: transcription coregulator activity.
AUGUUCCCCAUCAAAUUGCACUUGAAUAACGAUCUUCGUUCCGUCAACACCAGCGCUCGAUCGACCAUCUUAACCUCAAACCUCUCCAACAGCAAGAACACCAUCAGUAACAUCGACCAUAAUGCUCCAUCUGAUUCUGAAAGACCUCAGUUUAAAAGAGCAAAUUCCACUCCAAUCCUAUCCACUACAAAAAAAUUAUUCCAAAAAUUUUCCAUCUCAAAUUUAAAUAACCGGUUAUCCUUUGAUAACAUCAAUAACAAUUACAAUUACAAUUAUAAUUGUAAUUAUAAUUAUAGUUAUAACUAUAACUACAAUAACCAGAUUAAUAACAGGAAUAAUAACCAUAACAGUUACGACGAUAAUGAUGAUAUUUAUAUCAAUUUCCAGAAACAUACUUCAUCUUCCUUUUCUCCAAAAAAUCUACUAAGUAUCCUGUCAAAGACUUUUAAAAAAUUUAAAUCAAAGACAAACUCAAUUAUAUCCAGUUCUUUAUCUGAUAAUAAUCUAAAUCCCUAUUUAUCCAGUAAUUAUAACCACAACGAUUACAAUAACUAUAAAAGUAAUACUACGAAUAAUAUUUAUAAUAAAAAUUACAAUAAAAAUUUUACCGCCAACACUAAUCAUUUUAAUUUUCCUUAUUAUUACUAUAUUAAUGAUACCCAAUCAAUUCAUAACAACAAUAAUCAAAAUAAUAAUAUAGAUAAUAUAAAAAGUAUAGAAAACACUCAAAGUACUCAAGAUAAUCAAGAUACUCAAGAUAAAACCAAUAUAGACACAACAAAUGAUACCAUCAUACCCUCCCAUUUAUUAACCCUUGACAUAGACUCUUUAUCUUCCAUUUCAAAUUCUUCUCAUUUACCAAAGCUAAACACAACUACCACUAAUAAUAAUAAUAAUAAUAAUAAUAAUAAUAAUAAUAAUAAUAAUAAUAAUCAAAAAAAUAAUAAUAAUCAAAAAAACACUAAUACAAAAAUUCAAAAUAAAUCUUGCUCAAACUGUCAUCAUACAAUCAUAAAUGAAAAAUCACUAAAAUUUAAUUCAAACUACUACCACUCUUCUUGUUUUAACUGCGAUAUCUGUAAUACCCCUUGUCCUUCAAAUUACUACAUCUAUAAUAAUUCUCAAAAAUUAUGUGAGCAUCAUUAUUAUAAAAAAUUAAACCUAAUUUGUUUUCAUUGUCAAUCUCCAAUUAAAGAUAACUCUUAUAUAUCAAUCCAAUUCAAUACCUCAAAUUCUUUCCAAAACAUCCAGAAUUUCCAUUUAAACCAUCUUAAAUGCUCAAUCUGCCAAACCUCCUAUCUAUCAAAUCAAAACUUACAAUUCUUUGAACUAUCAAAUAAAAUCUUUUGCAAAAAUCAUUACAAAAAAUACCUAAAGGGUUUCUUCAAAUGCUACUCUUGUAAACAAAAAAUAGAUUUUCAAAACGAAAAAUUUAUUGAACUUAGAAUUAAGAAAAAACAUGUCAAACUUGAUGGUAAAAAAUAUCUAAUAAAAAGUAAAAGAUUCUAUCAUCUUUCAUGUUAUUUUCAAUCAUAA